CUCUUGUUUGCUCGCAGCCGGGGAGACAACGCUCUGCUAGUAGAAGGUCUAGCUUUGGCUUUACUCGUCAAUUCAAAGCUUCGUGUUUCUAACUUUGGUUAGAAAUUGUUGAAGUGGGAAACAUUAAACGAUAAAGAGGUAAACGUAAUAUGGCAGAGGGGGAUAUUUUUUUCUUCAAAGAUGAGAAGCCAGUUCCAGACAAAGUAUUUGAGUACCUACCUCAGCUUCAAGAAGACAAAACACCGAUAGUAAUAGACAAUGGCUCGUGCAGCUGCAGAGUUGGAUGGGCUACUGAUAGGGAACCAAGAAUGAUAUUUAGAAAUGUCACAGCAAAACAAAGAGGGAAGAAGGAAAAUGAACUGCAGAUAGGGAAUGAUAUUGCCAACUUGGAUGUCAUCCGAUGGAUUCUUCGUACCCAGUUUGAUCGCAACAUUGUCACUCUUUAUGAUGUACAGGAGCAGAUUUUUGACCAUGUGUUUACCCAUCUGGGCAUCAACACUGAAGGUUCCAUCAAACAUCCAAUUGUGCUUACAGAAGCUGUGGCCAACCCCAACUACUGUCGACAGUUGAUGUCGGAGCUUCUUUUUGAAUGCUACUCAGUGCCCAGUGUAUGUUAUGGUGUGGAUUCACUCUUCAGCUUAUUCUACAACCAGCCAAAAGCUCAGGAUGGCAUUAUCAUCAGCUGUGGAUACCAAACAACCCAUAUCAUACCUGUACUCAAUGGUAGAAUUGACUCCGCUAACUGCCGCAGGGUAAACAUUGGGGGCGCUCACUCUGACUUCUUUAUGCAGCGUCUGCUACAACUGAAGUACCCAGGCCACCUAGCAGCUAUCACCUUGUCCAGAGCUGAAGAGCUGCAGCAUGGCCAUACAUACUAUGCUGAGGACUACAAGACGGAGCUAGAAAAGUGGGUUGACCAAGACUUUUACAGGAAGAAUGUACACAAGUUUCAGCUGCCAUUUACACCUCUACCUGGAAGUCAGGUAACUGCAGAACAACAGAAAGAGAGGCGGGAGCAGCAGAUACAGAGGCUCAAAGAAGCCAACAAGCGGCGGCGAAUGGAAAAGAUGCUGGAAGAAGAAGAAGAACUUCAGAAGCUGAUGAGUGUGCAGGAUCUCAUGAUGGAUGAUGAUGAGAAUGCUUUUGCUACAGCAAUGAAGUAUGCCGGUUUCAAGCGUGUUGAAGACCUCCAGGCUGCUGUGGACAAACUCACACUGAGCAUUCAGCGUGCACGGGCCAAGAUUUUGGGCACCGAACCACCUCCAUUGGAAAGUGAGACCAAAGAAUCAUCUUUCCCCCUCUUGGACAUUCCGGAUGAGAUGUUAACACCAGACCAGCUGGAAAUCAAGAAACGUCAACGUAUACUAAAAAGUGCUCAACAGGGCAGAGUUCGGGCCCAAGUUCAGCGUGAGAAAAGGCAGAAAGAAUUACUAGAAGAAAGAAGACUGGAGGAAAGAAGGAAAAUAGACUUCCAAGGCUGGCUGACUGAGGUUCGAAACAAACGCCAGAAGAUCUUAGAAGCACGUACUGCUCGGCGUCAGAAGAAGGCCAACAUGGCCAAGAGGGGGACUCUUGCAUCACAGCAGCGUAUGAAGAUCAUCUCACAGCUGGCUGCUCAAAACUCGAAAAAGGAAGACAAUUUUGGGCAAAACGAUGAUGACUGGGAUGUCUACAAAGAAAUUAACACAGAGCAAGGAACAAGUGAUUCAGAAGCAGAAGAUGAGAAACUUGAAGAGCUGGAGACCAUGUUAAAGGAGCAUGAUCCUGAGUUCCAGAAGGACCUGGACAUGGGAGGAUUGGCAGAAAUAAAUGUUGCAGAGUAUUACCAGCUUCAUGUUGGAGUUGAGAGGACACGAGUCCCAGAGCUGCUGUUUCAGCCAUCAAUGCUUGGUGUGGAGCAAGGUGGUAUUGCAGAAACGCUGGACUACGUGCUGCACAAGUAUGAUGCUGAAACCCAGAACAGGCUGGUCCAGAACGUGUUUCUGACUGGGGGCAUGGCGCAUGUUCCAAAUUUGAAAGCUCGUUUGGAACGUGAAUUGCGGGAAAUUCGUCCAUUUCGAUCAACAUUUAAUGUGACCAUUGCCAGUGACCCUGUCUUGGAUUCCUGGAGAGGAGCACAGAAAUAUGCAAAACUUCCAGACUUGCCAAAAUACAGCAUGACAAGAAAGGAUUAUGAGGAUGGUGAUGGUUACAUCAUAGAGCAUCAAGCAUCGAACAGAUAUUUCCCAACUCCAGGGGCUAAAGCAAAGUAGACAUUCUCCAUUUACAAAGACAUUUUAUGUUUUUUUUAAAAUAAUUUUUGUAAUGAUCUGUGGUUUGCAUUUCUGUUGAAUACAUUUUAACAACCAAAAAUGAAUGAA
This is a messenger RNA of Pomacea canaliculata, 2360 nucleotides long. RefSeq names its product actin-related protein 5-like. Lineage: Eukaryota; Metazoa; Mollusca; Gastropoda; Architaenioglossa; Ampullariidae. Gene Ontology annotation, cellular component: Ino80 complex; cytoplasm. The record is from RefSeq and is a predicted model, not a curated record. Gene Ontology annotation, biological process: regulation of DNA-templated transcription.